AUGGGGGUUAAAAACGAUAGGGUGAAAUUCAAUGUCGGAGGCAGAGUAUUUGAAACGACUUCAACAACACUUGCAAAUGCUGGGAGAAAUUCCAUGUUGGGUGCAAUGUUAGAUGAGAAUUGGAAUCUGUUAGACAAUGGAAGUGAGAGAUUCAUCGAUCGUAACGCAGAUUGCUUCUCUGUUAUCUUGGAUCUGUUACGAACAGGUGAACUUUACAUCCCAAAUAACAUUCCUGAGAAGCUUUUAUACAGAGAGGCUCUGUUUUAUGGUGUUCUAGACCAUGUUCGUUCUGCAAAAUGGGGUCAGUUUGAUGGUAACAGGUUAAGGUUGUCCAGGUCUGUUCAAGGACAAGCACCCGGUGAUGGAACAGCAAUUCGAGGUGGUCCAGAUGGUGGUUGUUGUGUUGCUCAUGGUUGCAUGGUUCAUGUUUAUGAUUGGAUGUUAGAUCAACACAAUCCUGUUAACCUUGAUUACCAAAGAGUCAACGACGUUGGUUGGGUUGACCCUAACAACAUAGUUAUAGGUGUGAGUGAAAGACUUGGUCGUGGUGAUGGUGGAAUGGGUUUGUUUAGUUCACAUAAUGGUGAACUUAGGUACAAGUUUCAUGUUAGUCAUGAAAAUCAUGUUAAAAGUUACACUGCUGGUGCUUUGAGUUUUAGUUCUGAUUACAAGAUUUUUUCUAGUUGUAAAGGUAGAAGUAAUGAAUAUGGUGUUGGUGUUUGGGACCAAGUUACUGGUAAACAAGUUGAUUUUUUUUAUGAGCCUUUAGGUUGGUCGCUUGGCGAUGCUGAUAAACUUCAAUGGUUAGAAGGUAGUAACUGUUUGUUAGUUGCUACAAUGUUUCCUAGAAAAGAUAACUGUUACAUUAGUCUUUUGGAUUUCAGAGCGAAGAAAAUGGUUUGGUGUUGGUCUGAUAUAGGUGCGACAUUGGUUGUGGAUGAGAAAAGGGUGAGAGAUGCUAUAGCAAUGGAGGGUAAUAGAUCAAUUUGUGUGGUGAAUGAGUUUGAGGAAUUAGGUUUCAUGGAUUUGAGAAGCUCUGCUGCUGCAAGUGUAAGAUGGAGUUCGAGAAGUAGGUUGAUGAAAGGGAAGAUGCCUGAAGAACCAUGUUACCCUAAAUUGGCAUUGCAUGGUGGCCAACUUUUCUCUUCCAUGAAUGAUUGUAUUUCAGUGUUUUGUGGACCUGAAUGGGUUUUAACGUCGAGACUUCGACGAAGCUAUGGUGGGUCAAUCUGUGAUUUUUCAAUUGGUGGUGAUAGGCUUUUUGCACUUCAUAGUGAAGAGAAUGUUUUUGAUAUUUGGGAGACUCCAACACCACCAAUUCUAUGA
This is a messenger RNA of Lathyrus sativus (Indian pea), 1326 nucleotides long. Lineage: Eukaryota; Viridiplantae; Streptophyta; Magnoliopsida; Fabales; Fabaceae. The record is from the annotation of a GenBank genome assembly.